AUGGAUAACCGUAAACAAAAUAAUACAAAUAAUAAUAACAAGACUAAAAAUGCAAUUGUAAUUAAAUCCAAGCCACCGAAGAAACCUGCCAAUAAUGAUAAUAAACGUAAUCUCUCAAGCUCGUCCAAUUCAGAACCAUCGUCACCAAAUUUACUUCAACAUGUAAGCAAAAAAUUAUUUGUGACUCAAAAUCGGUUUGAAUUAUUAAAAUCAACCGAACCAGCUGAUGAAAUUACUGAAACUAUUAUAGAGGAAAAGCAGUCUGCUGAUCCAGUUCUCACUUACUCUAAACCACCCCCUCCAAUCUUCAUGCGAGGCGUAUUAGACUUCCCCGGUGUUUGUACAGAAUUAAUCGAAUUAAUCGGUGUCGAUAACUUUAUUUGCAAGUCAACGGCUGAUCAUUUAAAAAUCCAAACCUCCAAUCCCGGAGCAUAUAGAACAUUAGUCCAAUACUUAAGAAAUGAACAUGCUGAAUUCCAUACAUUCCAGCUAAAGGAAGAUAAGCCAAUGCGCAUAGUUAUUCGUAACUUACACCCAUCUACUUCAACGGAAUUGAUCAAAAGUGAACUUGAACAUCGCCUAUACGAAGUUAGACAAGUUACGCAGGUUAUUCACAGAAUUAGUAAAAUACCCCUGCCAUUAUUUUUUGUCGACCUCGAGCCGACAGAUCAUUCAAAUGAAAUCUUUAAACUUGAAUCCUUACUGCACACAAAAAUUAAAAUAGAAGAACCUCAUAAACCAAAAAUUAUCAGCCAAUGUCAUAACUGCCAAGCUUAUGGUCACACUAAAGCCUACUGCGGAUAUAGUACUCGCUGUGUCCGGUGCGGUGAUGACCACUCCUCAUCUGCCUGUCCAAACUCACGACAAGACCCAAUGCGAUGCGCCCUCUGCACAGGUAACCACCCAGCAAACUACAGGGGAUGUACAGUUUAUAAAGACCUCCAGCAACGUAAGAAAACCAACCUAAAUAAUCACAAAUUACAUGUAAACUCUAGUUAUAAGUCUAACAAUGUACAAGAUAGCCACCCACGUAAUACCACUUCCUACAAUCCUCCUUCUGACCAAUCUCAAACGUAUGACCAGGCAACUCAAGGCCAACAUGUAAAAUCUGAUAUUCCUCCGCCAACUCCUGAUAUUAAUUCUUUAAUGUCAAGCUUUGUAAGCGAGCUUAAGACUCUUAUCAAUCCGUUAAUCUCAUUACUUACUCAAGUAAUCUCAAGUCUAUUGGCUAGGAAAAAUGAAUAA
Molecule: messenger RNA, 1245 nt
Organism: Macrosiphum euphorbiae (potato aphid)
Lineage: Eukaryota; Metazoa; Arthropoda; Insecta; Hemiptera; Aphididae
Source: the annotation of a GenBank genome assembly